CUUAAUAGCCCAGUUCAAAAUUUUCAACAUAUAUUUACAAUAAUUUUUCAAAUUACAAAUUCACGGUCCUGCAAUAAUCUCGGUGCUAUCAGAGCAUGGCUAUUGGAUUGAACGGAUUUGGGCGCAUUGGUCGCGUUUUCUUACGUAACGUUGUGCUCCGUGACGAUGCGAAGGUAGUGGCUAUCAAUGAUCCGGCUAUGGAGCCAAAGUAUGUAGCCUAUAUGUUGCGCCACGAUAGCACACAUGGUAUCUUCAAUCAAAAAAUUUCACUCGAGGGUGAUACGCUGAUUGUAGGCGAUAAGAAGAUAAAGCUGACCAAAGAAGCCGAUCCCAAAAAGCUGAAGUGGGGUCAGCUGGGUGUUCACACGGUAAUCGAGUGCACCGGUCGAUUCACCACCUUGGAGAAGGCCAAGGUGCAUUUGGAUGCGGGUGCCAAGAAGGUGGUGAUAUCCGCCCCUUCCGCCGAUGCUCCCAUGUUUGUGUGCGGCGUCAAUUUGGAUGCAUAUAAGCCGGACAUGAAAGUCAUUUCGAACGCUUCCUGCACCACCAAUUGUCUGGCGCCACUGGCCAAGGUUGUGCAUGACAAUUUUGAAAUCAUUGAGGGCCUGAUGACCACCGUGCAUGCGGCAACGGCCACCCAAAAGAUUAUCGACGGGCCGAGCAACAAGGCGUGGCGCGAUGGGCGUAGCGGCAUGUGCAACAUCAUACCUGCAUCCACAGGCGCCGCCAAGGCUGUGGGCAAGGUAAUACCUGAUCUAAAUGGCAAGCUGACUGGCAUGGCGUUUCGCGUUCCCACGCCAAAUGUCUCUGUGGUGGAUUUGACUUGUCGCCUGGGAGACGGCGCCAAGCUGGAUGAGAUUAAGGAUGCCAUCAAGGAGGCCUCCACCAACGAGUUUAAGGGAAUACUAGCCUAUGUGGAUGAGCAGGUGGUCUCCUCUGAUAUGAAUGGUUCACGCUAUGGAUCCGUAUUCGAUGCCAAGGCUUGUAUAGCCCUCAACGACAAUUUUGUAAAGCUGAUCAGUUGGUAUGACAAUGAAACGGGAUACUGUUGCCGCCUCUUCGAUUUGGUGAAGUACGCACAAAACGCGGACAAGUGUGCCGAGCGCGACAAGAAGAAGAAGGAAGAGGCGGCACUUAAAAAGAAGUGCGAGGAAGAGGAGCAGAAGAGAAAAUGUGAGGAGGCUGCGCAAAAGAAGAAAUGCGAGGAGGCAGCACAAAGAAAGAAAUGUGAGGAGGCUGCGCAAAAGAAAAAAUGCGAGGAGGCAGCUCUAAAGAAAAAGUGCGAGGAAGCGGCCAAAAAGAAAAAGUGCGCAGAGGCCGCCAAGAAGGACAAAUGCAAAAAGGACAAAUAAAAUACGAGCACACUAAUAUAUUGGUAAAUGCUAAACUACUAGUACAAUUAGAAUAAUAAUUAAUGACACUUGCAAGAUAA
Messenger RNA from Scaptodrosophila lebanonensis, 1432 nucleotides. RefSeq names its product glyceraldehyde-3-phosphate dehydrogenase 2. Gene Ontology annotation, biological process: glucose metabolic process. The record is from RefSeq and is a predicted model, not a curated record. Gene Ontology annotation, molecular function: NAD binding; oxidoreductase activity, acting on the aldehyde or oxo group of donors, NAD or NADP as acceptor; NADP binding. The coding region runs from base 96 to 1352 and encodes 418 amino acids. The transcript has a single exon. Lineage: Eukaryota; Metazoa; Arthropoda; Insecta; Diptera; Drosophilidae.